Messenger RNA from Aplysia californica (California sea hare), 2328 nucleotides. RefSeq names its product lysyl oxidase homolog 2B. The transcript has 3 exons. The record is from RefSeq and is a predicted model, not a curated record. Bases 23 to 415 code for a protein of 130 amino acids. NCBI's taxonomy places the organism in Eukaryota, Metazoa, Mollusca, Gastropoda, Aplysiida, Aplysiidae. Gene Ontology annotation, biological process: peptidyl-lysine oxidation. Gene Ontology annotation, molecular function: copper ion binding; protein-lysine 6-oxidase activity.
CUACCCCAGGCAUUACCACAGCAUGGAGGUGUUUGCCCACUACGACAUCAUGGACGCCGAGGGAAACCGUUUGGCCGAGGGAAGUAAGGCCAGUUUCUGUCUGGAGGACACUGUGUGUGACCCGGGGGUAGUCCCACAGUACAACUGUCGAGGCUACGCGGAACAAGGUCUUUCUGUGAACUGUUCUGACAACUACAUGUACGAUAUCGACUGUCAGUGGAUCGACAUCACAGACAUCAAGCCAGGCGACUACACCUUUUUACUGGAAGUGAACCCCAGUUUGUUGGUGGCUGAGAGUGACUUCGGCAACAAUGUGGUCAGUUGUCAGCUCAACUACAACGGUUACUUCGCCUUCUUGAAGAACUGCCAUUACGAGAGUCUCCUGGAGUAUAGGAAGCCGAUCAAGAUGGGAUAAUCGUGGGACCUCUUCAGAAUUUGUGAAACGUCUUGCAUGCUACAUCUUAACAAUAAACAUGUGGGCAUCGUGGCGAAAUCAGACGCUCGUCAAAAUAAUGAAAUCGAAGAACCGACAUUAUUACGCCUGUUGAACAAUUUCUAAUGACAUUUUUUUGUUUGGCUCAAGGCCCUUUAAGACCAUUAAAAAAUACAGUAAUGUGUGGAUUUUUACUGAAAACCAUUGAUCAAAGGUACAGCGAAAUGUAAAUUUGCAUUUUUCCAGGACUCUCAGGCUUUGAAGUUCACUAAACUUUGGCGGCUAUUUAUUCGUUAAUCUUACUUCUGAUACCUGACGAUCUCCACCUCUUUCAAUCACAAAUAUCUCGACUUCUAUUCAAGAGAAAUGAGUAUUUUUACCGCCAAAAUCAAAGCUAAUAAACAGGCAUUAAGAUUAUAAGGAUAACUCCAUAUGCCCCUAAAGCUGACAAGCGCCUGAUUCUACCGCGUCGUAACACAAAUGUUACAGGGCGUCAAGAAACAAGGAAGAUAUUAGAUUACCAAAGAGGAUAACGGGAACAUGUAUGGGAACCAUGAAAAUACUAACAAGCGGACAAAGCCACGACAUACUCAUUAGUAUAACCGUUGUGCUAGCCGAUGGUAGUCUAAAAUUGCGAAGUGUUUGUAAAGACAAUGAACAUUACAAACAUGCUCAAGUAGAAAAAAUUCAGUGGAAAAUCCCGUGAACUUUUUGAAUCUGUAAUGUAAUAGCAACAAAAUAAGUAUUUCUGUAAUGUAAAAGCCAUGUGCCAAAACACAUCAAGAACGACACUCGGUGAAUUCGUGUAAGGCAAAAUGCCAACCUGCCUCGAUUCCGUAAGAUGUGAUUAUUAAUGUACAUCUAUUGCCGUCCUCAUUUCAAAAAACAAAAACAAGCUUACGUCAAGUUCAUUAUUUCUAAAGACCAAAGCCCCAUCUUUGCCGAUGUUACAAUUCUUCUGAAUUCUCUUCAAAGAAAACAAUAAUUCUCCUAGAAGGGAAAGAAUUGCUCUAUGUACGCAUAUUAUAAUAAUAUCUCUCAUCUGAACUAAUUCGCUUACUUUCUGUACUCGUUAAUAAGCUUCCUUUUGCAACUUCAUAAUUCCCUCUGACCGCUUGGGAAAGUUUCCCCAAAUGUCGACAUGGAGGACAAUUUUUCCUUGUCCCCUGCCGAUGAAGCUUUCUUUUCAACAACAAAAAAAUAACAAUAAAUAGGAAACAGUUAAUCUGUUCAUUCAUAUUACUUUCUACUGGUGAUCUCAUUUCAUAGGCGAAAAGGCGAGUCAUUCGUCGUUUUGCUUACAUUUAUCAUAAUUACUUUAUCCGUCUCUGAAUAUAAUAUCGUUUCACACUUUCAGGUCACAUUGUGUCAUUGAAUGGUAUAAGAAGAAAUAAAUUGUGACAGUUUUAGCUUACCUCGUACAUUUUUGUAUAAACUGCAAUUAAAAUCUUGAUAUUCUUAUAGUAUAGACCCGAAAAUCACGAUGUAAGGUGCAGAAUUUCGCUACCGUGACUUCGUCAUUUCAUCAUUGCAAUCACUUAUCACUGCUCAAGACAUUGACAUAUGAUCAUUUCCUUAGCUUUGCAAGGGAAGAAUUGCCAAACCAGGCGCUACAAUUCCUUCGACAAGGUCAAGUCUCGUUUUAACAUACUUCGUCAUGGUUUCAUUUUCCAUAACAGCGAUCUUUCUGGGGUCGAAACUGACUUUUUCGUUCCAUGAAAAAUGUACCAUUCUUCUUCUUAUUUUAUUUUUUUUAGAUCAAAAGUUUUAUGCACCUAGUUAUUGUUGUGACAUAUCUAAGACUAUGCAAACAAUUUUUGUAGUUCACUCCAAAACUGACUUGUCCAUUGGGCAUUAAAUGUUUUUGGUUUUGGUUUUCUUAUUGCACACUUUAA